CCCUAAAUUCUCGAGCACACUUUCCCAGCAGCUAUAUAAACCCUAAUUCCCAUUUUCCUUCUCAUUUUUGUUCUAUUUUUCCCUCUCUUUUCCCUCCCUCCCCUUUUGAAAAACCCUAACCCUAAUUUCCUCGCCCAAAAAGAUGUUGGAACUCCGCCUUGUUCAAGGAAGUUUACUGAAGAAAGUUCUAGAAUCGAUUAAGGAUCUGGUGAACGAUGCGAACUUCGAUUGUUCCGCCACCGGAUUUUCUCUGCAAGCCAUGGAUUCCAGCCACGUGGCACUGGUGGCGCUGUUGCUCCGAUCUGAGGGUUUUGAGCAUUACCGGUGUGACCGGAACAUUUCAAUGGGGAUGAACCUUGGUAACAUGGCGAAAAUGCUCAAAUGUGCUGGUAAUGAUGAUAUCAUCACUAUCAAGGCUGACGAUGGCAGUGAUACCGUCACUUUCAUGUUUGAAAGUCCAACGCAAGACAAGAUUGCUGAUUUUGAGAUGAAGCUAAUGGACAUUGACAGUGAGCAUCUUGGGAUUCCUGAAGCAGAGUACCAUGCUAUUGUUAGAAUGCCUUCUGCUGAGUUUGGUAGAAUUUGCAAAGACCUUAGCAGCAUUGGAGAUACAGUUGUUAUCUCGGUGACAAAGGAAGGUGUUAAAUUCUCAACCAGAGGUGACAUUGGUACUGCUAAUAUUGUUUGCAGGCAAAAUACAACUGUUGACAAGCCUGAAGAAGCUACAGUUAUUGAGAUGAAUGAGCCGGUAUCAUUGACAUUUGCUCUGAGAUAUUUGAACUCCUUUACAAAAGCAUCUCCGUUGUCUAACACGGUGACUAUCAGUUUGUCCUCAGAGCUUCCUGUCGUUGUUGAGUACAAGAUUGCGGAGAUGGGCUAUGUUAGGUAUUAUCUGGCACCUAAGAUCGAAGAGGAUGAAGAGGAAACCAAGCCUUGAUUUUAUGUUUUUAGAUUUAUUUUGAGCCUCGUUUGGAAUGAUGCAAGCUCAUUUGAGUCUUUCAAGCAAGCAAUAUGUAGCUUUAGCUUAGACUGGCGAGACAUUUUUAAUUUUGUGUUUAAUCAAUGAUAUCUUGUAUUUCCCGCUGUUUUGGUCC
This is a messenger RNA of Capsicum annuum, 1094 nucleotides long. Its product is annotated as proliferating cell nuclear antigen. Gene Ontology annotation, molecular function: DNA polymerase processivity factor activity; DNA binding. The transcript has 4 exons. Gene Ontology annotation, cellular component: PCNA complex. The record is from RefSeq and is a predicted model, not a curated record. NCBI's taxonomy places the organism in Eukaryota, Viridiplantae, Streptophyta, Magnoliopsida, Solanales, Solanaceae. Gene Ontology annotation, biological process: translesion synthesis; regulation of DNA replication; mismatch repair. Bases 143 to 937 code for a protein of 264 amino acids.